Molecule: messenger RNA, 3981 nt
Organism: Schistocerca nitens (vagrant locust)
Lineage: Eukaryota; Metazoa; Arthropoda; Insecta; Orthoptera; Acrididae
Product: probable aconitate hydratase, mitochondrial
Exons: 15
Coding region: 289-2661 (790 amino acids)
Biological process (GO): tricarboxylic acid cycle
Cellular component (GO): cytosol; mitochondrion
Molecular function (GO): aconitate hydratase activity; 4 iron, 4 sulfur cluster binding
Source: RefSeq, a predicted model, not a curated record
CUUGCCCAGUGGCUUUGUCAUCAAAGUGCAAGCAAGUACUUAUAAAGGGAAAUUGAGGUAAGGACUUGUAUUUCGAAAGAAUAUGGAUGAAUGACAUUUUGCCAGACUGUUGACAAAGUGUCGAAACAGAAGCAGUGUCGCAAUGUAGCACUUAAUGAAAUUUCUUUCAAUCGGCGUCCUAUCGUAACAUGCCCCAGAGAUUAAGUUCCCCGGUAUUUAAGGCUGAACGCAGAGGCGAAGUGCUAUCAGAUACAGUUGCAGAUAUUACUGGCGUCGUCUGCUACUGCUAUGAUGUACUGCGUUCGGGCUCUUCACAGCCAGGGAACACCAUGGCUGAUUGCUGCACAAGAAAUUCAACGGCGAUGCUUUCAUGUUUCGCCGCUUGCUGCUGCAGCUCGGAAAGUUGCCACGAGCAGGCUCGACAAAGACAGUUACUUGCCCUACGAGAAACUUGAAAAGAACCUGGGUAUUGUUAAAAAGAGACUGGCUCGUCCUCUGACAUUGACUGAAAAGGUUCUGUAUUCUCAUUUGGAUGAACCAGAGAAGCAGGAUAUUGAACGUGGCAAAAGUUACCUCAGAUUGAGACCAGACCGUGUUGCAAUGCAAGAUGUAACCGCACAGAUGGCAAUGCUGCAGUUUAUCUCAUCAGGUCUGCCGAGGGUUGCUGUCCCUUCAACAAUACACUGUGAUCAUCUUAUUGAAGCUCAGGUUGGUGGUGAAAAAGAUCUUGCAAGAGCCAAGAAUCUCAACCAAGAAGUGUAUGACUUCCUGAGUUCAGCUUGUGCCAAGUAUGGAAUUGGUUUCUGGAAACCUGGUUCUGGGAUCAUUCAUCAGAUUAUCCUUGAGAAUUAUGCAUUCCCAGGACUGUUAAUGAUUGGUACUGACUCUCACACACCAAAUGGUGGAGGGCUUGGUGGUCUGUGUAUUGGAGUUGGCGGAGCUGAUGCUGUUGAUGUUAUGGCAGAUAUUCCAUGGGAACUCAGAUGCCCAAAGGUAAUUGGAGUAAAGUUGACAGGCAAGUUGAAGGGAUGGACGUCACCCAAAGAUAUCAUUUUGAAAGUUGCUGGAAUACUCACUGUGAAAGGAGGCACUGGUGCUAUUGUGGAGUACCAUGGUCCUGGAGUGGACUCAAUUUCGUGCACUGGUAUGGCCACUAUUUGUAACAUGGGUGCUGAGAUUGGUGCAACCACUUCAAUUUUCCCAUACAAUCGGCGUAUGAGAGACUAUUUGGUAGCCACAAAUAGAGAGGAAAUUGCUGAGGAGGCAGACAAACAUGUUGAGUCACUUUUCUCAGCAGAUCCAGGAGCAACUUAUGAUCAGAUAAUAGAGCUGAACUUGGACACAUUAGAACCACACAUCAAUGGACCUUUCACUCCAGAUUUAUGUCAUCCUGUUUCAAAAGUUGGUCAAACAGCUAAGGAGAAAGGAUGGCCUGUGGACAUUAGAGUGGGUCUCAUUGGUAGUUGCACAAAUUCUAGUUAUGAGGACAUGGGCCGAUGUGCAAGCAUUGUCAAGCAAGCACUAAAACAUGGACUCAAAUCGAAGAUUCCAUUCAAUGUAACACCUGGAUCUGAACAAGUGCGAGCAACAAUUGAGAGGGAUGGAAUUGCAGAAACACUAAGAAAGUUCGGAGGCACAGUCUUGGCUAACGCCUGUGGACCUUGUAUUGGACAAUGGGAUCGAAAAGAUAUUAAGAAAGGAGAGAAAAACACAAUUGUUUCUUCAUACAACCGUAACUUCACUGGACGAAAUGAUGCAAAUCCUGCAACACAUGCCUUUGUGACAUCACCUGAGCUCGUUACUGCUCUGUCCAUUGCAGGCACCCUUGACUUUGACCCCAGGAGGGAUACCCUGAAGGGAGCAGAUGGCAAGGAAUUUAAGUUGGAUGACCCCUUCGCUGAUGAACUGCCACCUAAAGGCUUCGAUCCAGGUGAGGACACAUACCAGGCUCCUCCAGCAGAUGGUGGCAAAUUGAAAGUUAAUGUUGAUCCUAAGAGCCAACGUCUACAACUUCUAGAACCAUUUGAUGCAUGGGAUGGAAAGGACCUCACUGACAUGGCAAUACUCAUUAAGGUAGAGGGCAAGUGCACAACUGAUCACAUCUCUGCAGCAGGACCGUGGCUGAAAUAUAGAGGCCAUCUGGAUAACAUUUCGAACAACCUGUUCAUAGGAGCUGUGAAUGCUGAUAAUGGUGAAAUGAACAAAGUGAAAAAUCAAAUUACUGGUGAAUGGGGACCAGUCCCAGAUGUCGCGAGAGCUUACAAAGCUAAGGGUAUUCGUUGGGUAGCUGUUGGAGAUGAGAAUUAUGGAGAAGGAAGCAGCAGGGAGCUUGCUGCACUGGAACCUCGUUAUUUGGGUGGUCGAGCCAUCAUUGUGAAGUCAUUUGCUCGUAUUGCCGAGACCAACCUGAAGAAGCAGGGUCUACUGCCACUCACUUUCGCUAAUCCUGCAGACUAUGACAAAAUACAGGCUUCAGAUAAGAUCUCACUUCUUGGACUUCAAAAUCUUGCCCCUGGAAAGCCUGUAACUGCAGAACUGAAACAUGCAGAUGGCAGGAAAGAACAGAUACAAUUGAAUCACACACUGAACGAGCAGCAUAUAGAAUGGUUCAAGGCAGGGAGUGCCCUUAAUCAUAUGAAGAGAAUUGCAGCAGGAAAGUAAAGGAGAUAUGGUACACCAUUAUUUAUGCAAGAAGUAGACAAUUGAAGGACUGUAACAAGUGAAAUUUUGUGUAUAUGAUGAACAUAUUGUUCUAUGUUCGUAAUACUACACAUUUGUGAUAGAGCGUAUGUGCAGUAAUUUACACACACUGAAGAAUUGUAAGAUAAAAUGAUGGGAAGUCCAGGAUGGAAUAAUAAUAAUAACAACAAUAAUAAUAAUAUGAAAAGGGUAGACUGCUAGUCAUCACAUAGAGGAGGUGCUGAGCCACGGAAAGACUCAAUGGAAAGACUGUUAAACUUAAGCUUUUGCCACCUUAGACAACAGUUGUGUGUGUGUGUGUGUGUGUGUGUGUGUGUGUGUGUGUGUGUGUGUGUCGCUUCUGAUGAAGGACUUUUCUGUCUGAAAGCUAAAAGUAGAGCAGUCUUUUCAUUGUGCCUGUCUGUGACUCAAUGCGUCUUAUAUGUGGUGAGUAGCAAUCUAUCCUUUCCAUAUUGUUAGUAUUUAAGACAGCUAUUCUAACCAUUUUAUUGUAAAUGAGCUAUUGUUACACAGUGCCUUCUUUUCUGUAAGUAAUUUUUGAUAAUUACUGAAAUCAACACCAACAUUUAACUGCUGUACGUAGUAUAUUAUGGUGCUAAUCAUGAUGAUGGUAUGUUACUAAAAUAUUAUGGUCUGCUGUAUGUAAAAAUUAAUAACAGACAUCAGUGGAGCAAGAUUCACGAAAGUUGAAAAAGAUGCAAGAGAACUGGAAAUUUCUCCUAAAGAUAUCCAGGAGCACAAUCUGCAUGAGAAAAAAUUAUGAAUGUACAAAGAUUUCUAGGAAUAGCUGAAGUUGAAGACAGGGAAGGCUUGGACCAAAGAGAAUAAAGAACAUUGGAAAUGAAUGGAGGGGGAGGAGGAGGAGGAGGAGGAGGAGGAGAAGGAGAAGGAGAAGAAUGGAGUCAUAUGAUUGUUUACUGAGUAUGGACCAGUGCAGCCCUAAAGACUGUAUCAGUUGAAGUAAGGCUAUUAGUUUUAUACUCAUUUCCUAAAGCAUGGAAGGAGCCUGGAACAUGCAAAUACGUUCUUCUCACAACUAGGGUAUUGUGGUGUUACACUUCAAAAAGCAAUAAUUGAAGUGUGUUAAUUUCUGUCUCUGCAGCUGAGACACUUGUUUGCAUUGACAAAUGUGGUAUCUACAUUCCUAUAUACCUAUUGUAAGAUAGACCCUGAGAGCUUUCUAAACAUUCCAUUGUUCUGUAGUUGGAAUUUCAAUCAGAUUUAAAUAUAACACAUUUUGUGGAGUUUUUUAUUCAGAUGGAAAAUAAAUUGUGAUGCUUA